Colletotrichum acutatum is the source of this 1449-nucleotide messenger RNA. Its product is annotated as inner membrane protein import complex subunit Tim54-domain-containing protein. The transcript is spliced from 2 exons. The record is from RefSeq and is a predicted model, not a curated record. The coding region runs from base 1 to 1449 and encodes 482 amino acids. NCBI's taxonomy places the organism in Eukaryota, Fungi, Ascomycota, Sordariomycetes, Glomerellales, Glomerellaceae.
AUGGCGGACUCAAACCCCACGCCGCCUGAGGCGGCCCCGAAAGCACCGACUCCUACCCCCGCGACAGCAACCACCACAACCACAACGACAGCCACAUCCGCCGCAGAAGGCUACAAAGCCGCGAAACCAAACCCAGUCUGGCAAAUGAUGGGCCUCCGCGGCCCUCCCAAACGCCUCCCCUCCCGCAACUGGCUCAUCUUCCUCUCCCUCACAGGCGCCAUCUCCUCCGCCAUCAUCUACGACAAGCGCGAAAAGAAGCGCGCCACAGCCCGCUGGGCCGCCGCUGUCUCCCCGCUCGCCAGCGAACCCGUCACCGAUCCCUCCCAGCUGCCGCGCAAACUCACCGUCAUCCUCGCCUCCCCGCCCGGCGAUGGCCUGCGCGUCGCGCAGGACCACUUCAUCGAGUACGUGAAGCCCAUUCUCGCCGCUUCUGGCCUGGACUGGGAGUUUGUCCAGGGCCGGCAGCAAGGUGAUGUCCGCGCUGCCGUGGCAGAGAAGAUUCGGAGGCGCAGGAGCAGGGAGGAGAGGCCCGAGGUCGAGCUGCUCCCCACCGAGGAGAAUAUCCGCGACGCCAUCCGCGCCAAAAAUAACACACCCGAGUUCGAGGGUCCCGGAGGCGACAUCGUUAUCGGGCGGCACGCGUGGAAGGAGUACAUCCGCGGCCUACACGAGGGCUGGCUCGGUCCCCUCGACCCGCCUCCCAAGCCCGAGGUAGUCUCUACCCCUGAGCAGCCCGCAGCAUCAUCAGACUCUACAUCAACAGAAACAGAGGGCGGUGCCGGCGAGGCAGAAAAGAAGGAGGAAGAAAAGCCCAAGGAAGAAGAGAAGAAAUCAGACCGCCCCCGCCAACCCGUCCCCUACAACACCACGGCAGACUACUCAGCCUCCCACCUCCCCUCCACCCUCCCCGCCGAAUUCUCCCCCUCGGAACCGGUCCAGUUCCCCCACCUCCUCGGCUUCGCCGGCACCUUCACCCGCAUGGGCCGCUUCUUCAACCGCCGCCAGCUUGCAGACGACGUAGGCCGCCAAGUCGCGGCCGCCUGCUUCGCUCACGCCCGCGAAUACCGUGACGCCGAACCCGAGGCCGCCGCAGCACAGGACUCCGCGCCCACGCCGUACGAACAACAGCGCGCCCUGGCGCACGAGGAACGCGACUGGGUUAAAUCUGUCUGGAAGCCCGUCGACGAAGCGACGGCCGACGAGGAGGAGAAGACCAAGGAGCGUAUCUGGGCUUCGCCCAUGGUUAUUGAUCCGCGCAUCGCGCAGCGCAUGCGGCGGUUUGAGAUCCGGGCCGAGGACGAGGAGCGCGCAAAGGGGAUUGUGAUCCCCGAGACGCAGAUUGAGGGCUGGAUCAAGGGCACGCUGCGGUCUUUGGGCUCGUGGGGGUGGAGUGUCGUCAAGGGGGAGGAGCGCAAGGGGCCCAAUGUUGGAAACAUUGAUGAUGAGUAA